Molecule: messenger RNA, 783 nt
Organism: Drosophila hydei
Lineage: Eukaryota; Metazoa; Arthropoda; Insecta; Diptera; Drosophilidae
Gene: dmrt11E
Product: doublesex- and mab-3-related transcription factor 2
Exons: 2
Coding region: 1-783 (260 amino acids)
Biological process (GO): sex differentiation; regulation of transcription by RNA polymerase II
Cellular component (GO): nucleus
Molecular function (GO): RNA polymerase II cis-regulatory region sequence-specific DNA binding; DNA-binding transcription factor activity, RNA polymerase II-specific
Source: RefSeq, a predicted model, not a curated record
AUGCAGUCUCUUUCGGUUAAUUUGGCCAGCGCUAAGGAGCGUCGCCUGUUGAGAACACCCAAGUGCGCCCGCUGUCGCAAUCAUGGCGUCAUCUCCUGUGUUAAGGGUCACAAGAAGCUUUGCCGCUGGCGUGAAUGCUGUUGCCCCAAUUGUCAGCUAGUUGUGGAUCGGCAGCGUGUGAUGGCCGCCCAGGUUGCAUUGAGACGCCAACAAACUAUGGAAGCUCUGGAGGUCAGUCAAACAAUGUCGCAGCAUGUCGCCGUGGAGCAGGCCAGCGAUGAGGAGCAGCAAAUGACGCCCACCAAACCAAGUCAAAUGGCAGCCAAUACGUUGCGCACGCGUCAAGCGUUGAUUGCCCAGAAACGCAUCUACAAGCAGAGACUGCGAAAUCUGCAGCAGUCCACGCUGCACAUCACAGCUGCAAUGGAAGAGUACAAACAGCGCUUUCCCACGUUCAAUUCGCCGUUACUUGAACGCAUGCGCAAGCGGCGCGCGUUCGCUGAUCCAGAACUGAACUACGCAAUCGAUACAACGCUCCUUGGCAGCUCCGCUUGUGGCGGCGGCGGUUGCUCAGCAACUCCUUUGGCAACGCCGCCAACAAUUGGCAACGCCUUUUAUGAUCUAUUAGGCAAUGCCGCCACAGCAGCUGCUGUCGCGCAACAGAAGCAGCAGAAGGCAUAUCAAUCAAUGCCGCACUUUACGCUCACACCCACGCCAACACCCAUCGCCAAGAAACCUAAGUUGAGUUUCUCAAUUGAGUCGAUUAUUGGUAUAAGCACGUAG